Eutrema salsugineum is the source of this 1568-nucleotide messenger RNA. Its product is annotated as ninja-family protein AFP2. Gene Ontology annotation, biological process: response to abscisic acid; signal transduction; negative regulation of DNA-templated transcription. Bases 310 to 1344 code for a protein of 344 amino acids. The record is from RefSeq and is a predicted model, not a curated record. Lineage: Eukaryota; Viridiplantae; Streptophyta; Magnoliopsida; Brassicales; Brassicaceae. The transcript is spliced from 3 exons. Gene Ontology annotation, cellular component: nucleus.
UAAUCCACCGGCCACGUGUCGUUCAGGCAGCUCUCUCGGCGGCCACUUGCCUCCUCUCAGUCAAGGAGCUGUCUCUCUUUCUUCUUCUUUUUCUCUUUUAUCUCUCUAAUGUCUAAAAAGGGUUUUCUUCUUCUUCUCCGUCUCUACUCUUCAACUGUCGAUUUUACCUCUUCGUCUUCUUCGCCAUCUCUGGUAACUCCGGCGAGUUCUGUUCCAUAAUUAUUUUCUCCAAUUUUCAUUUCUUCUUUAAGUAAGGAGAACAAAAAAAAAAAUCUCGUUUCUCUUUCCGUUUCUGUUGUUCCGGAAUCUAUGGGGGAAGAAGCAAGCAGACAACAAAGGGCAUGGAACAGAGAAAUGACGGUGUCGACAAAUCUUUCUCUGGACAUAGAUAAAUACCCGAGAGAUCUGUUACGAGGUUUUAUGUCUGAAAACGGCGGUGGAAGAUCGUUUCAUGGUGGAGAAACAGACUGCGAUGAUGAGAGUGCGAUUGAGCUGAAUCUGGGUUUGUCUUUAGGAGGUCGAUUCGGAGUAGACAAGACUCCAAGGAAGCUCAAACGAUCUUCCUCUGUUAUCGGAACUGUGCCGUUUGAUGACUCGACGACGUUUGUGUCCGAGACGGAGGUCGAGCCGGAGAAUUACACGGUGGGUUUAGCUAGAACGACGUCGUUACCGGCGGAGAUGGAAGAGGAAUGGAGGAAAAGGAAAGAGAUGCAGUCGCUGAGGAGAAUGGAAGCUAAGAGGAGGAGAUGUGAGAAACAGAGUUUCAGAGUUGACCAAACGCCGUCGUUUGAGUCCGAGAGAUGGGCCACUGCGAGUAAAAGCGGGUUUUUGCAGAGACAUUUGGUUUCUUCUAAUGGACAAGUGUCUUUUGAUUCCGAUGGAGGAAGAGGAGGAGGAGGCAGCUCUUCAUGCUUGUCAGAGCUGGACAACAAGAAUCAACAAGGUUCAUCAAACAGUUGCGGUGACGAAAGAAGCCCGAAGAUCAUGACAAGAUGUUCUUCUACUAGCGGAAGCCAAGGAACGGAGAAACCAAGAGCGAAUGAGAAGGAGAAUGAGAAAGGAGUGAGAAGAGAAGAUGAAUCUGUGGAUAGGAAAGGCAAAGGCACGGCUACGUCUACUGGUUUGUUCGACAUGCCUUGUGUGUUUACCAAAGGAGACGGUCCUAACGGAAGACGUGUUGAUGGGAUUCUGUACAAGUACGGGAAAGGAGAGGAAGUUCGGAUAAUGUGCAUUUGCCAUGGCAGUUUCUUGACACCCGCUGAGUUUGUUAAACAUGGUGGAGGAGGAGAUGUGGAUCGUCCUCUUCGGCAUAUCGUUGUCAAUACUUCUUCGUCAACGUUUUGAAACAAAGAAAGAACCGGAUGUGUAUUUCUCUUCUUGUUUCAUUUCUUGUUGUUUUUAUCUUUCGGAUUUCUGCUUAGUUUGGCUUUGAGAAUGAAAAUGCCAAAUCUCAAUCUUGGUGUUGAGGAUUAGGAUGAAGAUCAAGAUUCUCUUGUAUUUUAAGUGUAAUACAUGAGAACAUCAAAAGAACCAUCAAAUGAGUGUCUAAGAACUGAAACUUCAGUUAU